Adineta steineri is the source of this 822-nucleotide messenger RNA. The record is from the annotation of a GenBank genome assembly. NCBI's taxonomy places the organism in Eukaryota, Metazoa, Rotifera, Eurotatoria, Adinetida, Adinetidae.
AUGCUUACAGAAAAACGUGAUGUAUGUGAAGAAGCAUUGAAACUAUGCAGUCAAUUUAAAAGCUAUGGAGUGCAUCCAGUAAGUCGUAUGAAAGCAGCAGGGUUUCAAUACACAGGAGACAAGGAUACAGCUCGUUGCAAUAAUUGUGAUAUUGAAGUAUCAGAAUGGACGCGAGAAAUGAAUCCAUUCUUUAUCCAUUUGGAACGUAGUCCAAAUUGUUCAUUUGUUCGUUCAUUACAAUUAAAGUAUAAGUCAACGCUGUCUUCUGAAGAAAAUUCAACUAAGCGACAAAAGAUGGAAACAGAUAACAACCAAUAUAACCAACAGAAAAAAUUAAUUGAAUCCAACACUUUUCAACAAGUGCGUCAACGAACAUUUUCACAUUGGUUACAUCAAACAACACCAACAAAAGAACAAAUGAUACAUGCCGGCUUCUUUUGCACUAAUGUAGGUGAUCGUGUUAUAUGUAUGUAUUGUAAUCUAAUUUGUCAACAAUGGGAAAAAGAUACUGAUGAUCCGAUUGAAGUUCACAAAAUCCUAUCACCAAAAUGUCCCUAUGUUUUAUCUUUGCCACUACAAGAGGAAACAUCAUUAGUUGUAAUUGCCAAUGGAAUUUCAACCGAUAAUAACAAUAAUCAAACAACAUGUACUCCAACAACUAUAAAUAAUCAACCAUCGCAACCAAUAGAUGACAACUUAUUAUCACGUCUAGUCACUGCUCGAUUAGAUUUGCCUAUAUCACAGCAAUUACUCAAUCAAAACUUUAAAUUAUCAAUUAUAAAGCGUUGCUGGGAAGACCAACUUCGAUUAAAACGUGAGUAA